AUGCGUGAUUUUCAGCUAACGCCUGGAAUACGGCAGCUGAUCAAUGCAUUGCACAAACGUGGAACAGAUGUGUAUCUGGUUUCCGGUGGCUUCCGUAGGCUCAUUUGCCCUGUGGCUGACAUUCUAGGCAUUGAUCGAAAGAGGAUCUAUGCCAAUGAGAUUUUGUUUGAUAAGAAUAAGAAUUAUGCUGGAUUUGACGAAAACGAGCUUACCAGCGAUUCAGGAAGCAAGGAUCUGGAAAAGAUGGAAUUAAAGUUCAAAGAAUUGACAUAUUUUGACCGGGACUACUUGAUUGAAAAUCAAAGUAACGUAGGAAAACCAGCUGUUAUGGGUCUACUCAAAAAACAAGGCUACAAAAAUUUGGUUAUGGUUGGAGAUGGUGCCACUGAUUUGGAAGCUUCACCACCUGCUGAUGCUUUUAUUGGCUUCGGUGGGAAUCAGAUUCGUGAAGCAGUUCGCGCACGGGCUGAUUGGUAUGUAACUGAUUUCGAAGUUUUACGCAAAGAAUUGGAGAAAAACCAAUAG
Molecule: messenger RNA, 525 nt
Organism: Cylicostephanus goldi
Lineage: Eukaryota; Metazoa; Nematoda; Chromadorea; Rhabditida; Strongylidae
Source: the annotation of a GenBank genome assembly